This is a messenger RNA of Vitrella brassicaformis, 2514 nucleotides long. NCBI's taxonomy places the organism in Eukaryota, Vitrellaceae. The record is from the annotation of a GenBank genome assembly.
CUGAGCACUCCGAACUGUCCCUCCUUCUCGUCAACCGUCCCUCUGGCUCAUCUGUUGCCUUAACGGGCAACGACAGCGAUCCUCUACAGCCACUCUAAUCUACCGACAUGGGCACAGCAAGUCGUUCUGGCUGUCGCUGCUGAGCCAAGAUCUGCCCAGAUCUUCGACAAAACCCAAAUGGCGCUGUUUCGUUACUGUCCUUACGACGGCAGAAAGUUCUUCCAGGAGGAGGUCGUUUGUCCUCUCUGCAAAGAGCCGCGCUUCCCGGUGAGCAAAGCAUGCACCGACCUGUGUGGCAGCAGACAGAGAUUCGUCCUCGUUGCUCACUCAUGCAUGAGCCGACAUGGCAUGCAGUGAGCGAGUCCUUUUUUCUCUCUGUUUGGGUUGCUUGCUACAGCUGUCGCACACGUGGCGUUUUCAGAGGGAGAGGAGUCAGGACGGCCAGCGAGUGCCGUGGCGCAAGAUCCUCUACGAGCGGCAGCCCUAUGAUGACACACACGUCGACAUCACAUUCCUCGACUCACUCAUUACCAAUGGUGCGCAUGGGACACCUGCCUGACCAGACAGACGGCUGCCAUGGGAUGGAUGUUUGAUGCGACUGUGUGCGUGUGUGUAUGCGUGUGUAUGUGUGUGUGUGUGCAGCAACGGUUGGCGAGUAUCGGUACUGGACGUUGUGUUGCUGGUCUGUCGACCUCACGCAGCCGCUGAGCUGUCUGACGCUCUUCCUGGCUUUGUAUGUGUUGCUGCGCAAGGGGAUGGUUGACGUGCGGUGGCUCGUCGGCCUCGACAUGGGCUUGCUCGCUGGCGGGUAGGUGGAUGGGUGGGGUGAAUGGAAUGGGUGAGCCAGGCGGGCGGGUAGCUUGACUACCCAGACGAUUGCAACACUAACCACUGCGUGUGUUCGUGUGUCAGGUAUGUUGUCUGCGUGCUGCUUCGCCGCAACAAAGAGCCGCAAGGUAUCUAUCCACCGUGGAUGGGAGAGGAGAGGGGCUGGAGGGAUGUGUCUGUCUGAUGGUGCAUUGCAUUGGUCUGGGUGCUGUAAUUACGUGCAGGCGGCACAUGGAGAGCCCUCAGGAGUGCCGUGAAUAUCGUGGGAUUCCUCUGGGUCAGUCAGUCGAACAAGCUAGGGCCACCGAUGAUGAUUCAAGCCUUGAUGAUUCCUUGCUUGUUCUGCUCGGUCGGCCACAGAUGCUGUCACCGGUGCUGCAGACGCUCACUCAGACCUACAGCAGCGACACCCUCUACACACUCACCACCAGUAAGUAGACCAGCCAACAUCGAUUGCGCCGGACGGACCACAUAAGCGUCGAUUGAUUGCCUCUGGUGUGCUACGCUACGCUACCUGUUGACUGUCUUCAGUGUUUCUGUUGCUCCAUUUGGCUUUCUACGACUACCACUUCGUGUACGGAAGCAACAAGCCCAACAGGCGACCAGCCGUGAGAGAGGAUGGGAGCACUCACUUGUGUGCAGUGCAGGGCAGUGCAGUGGAGUCUGCAGAUAUCUGUUGGUUGUAUGGGUGUGUGUUUUGUGGCUGGGUCUGGUCUGCAGGUGCCAGGGGUGCGCCCGUCGCCCAGACCGCCCAGCCCGUUUGGCUUAAAUGCAGCCAUGUUCGCUGCGGUAGGUACGAUGAUGUUAGUAAGACAGGCAGGCAGGCAGGCCACGAUAUGCCCCUCAUGGUCUGUGUCUAUCCUGCCUAUGGUCCCAUACGGACGGACGGCGCAGGUGUUGCUCGCCUCUCGACUGAACACGUCCGCAGAGGUCAGUCAAUUACGUGUCAGUCAGUGCAAACGCUGAAAGGUGCUGCACCCACCAUUUAUCCCUAUGUGGCUUCCCUUCCUCCCCCACAGGUGUUUUCGGUUGUCUUGUUCGCAAUAGAGUGAGUGAGUGAGUGAGUGAAUGGGCGGCUGGGCUGGGUGUGUGGGCGGGCGAGUCGGUAACACUCACUGCAAUGCGCACAUGUGUGAUGCGCAGGAUGUUCGGCCUUAGUCUCAUUCUCCGCAGAGAUAUCAGGGUGUGUGGGUCACUACAGUACACCACACCACACACAGACGUCCCGUUGCUGGCAGGGCAGGCAGCAGCCCUCUUCCUCCGAUGUCCCCUGUCUGUCUGUUUGUUGUGCUGUGUGUCCUGUCCAGGAUUCGUGUGAGUGGGCGUACACGUUCGUGCUGACUCCCCUGCUGGUGGCCACGGCCUACUGGCUGCUGAAGCUCGUGUCCAUACACAUGGCAUUCUUCUACCUAACCUGGUUGGUGGGUAAUGUAUGUACCAGCAGACAGACACCUAAGCGGUCCCUUGUUCUGCCACUGGCUGCAGCAUAUUGCUGAUAACAUUUGUCGGUCCCUACUGCUUCAUCCACUCGCAGCGAUACAAAAGGUACGCUGGCACACGAAAAGGGCGGGCACCUCCCUCCACAGCCCAAUAAGUCGGGUCACUGUGUGGCUGCGUGUGUGGUGUGCGCACUGUAGUGAGAUCAAGGGUCCGUGGGACAUCGCUGAGGUUCCUUCCUACAGCUAA